Messenger RNA from Cantharellus anzutake, 450 nucleotides. RefSeq lists its product as uncharacterized. The record is from RefSeq and is a predicted model, not a curated record. NCBI's taxonomy places the organism in Eukaryota, Fungi, Basidiomycota, Agaricomycetes, Cantharellales, Hydnaceae. The transcript is spliced from 4 exons. Bases 1 to 450 code for a protein of 149 amino acids.
AUGUCUGAGAUCCGUCGGGAGGUUCGAGCAAAUCUGGAGUCUCCAAAUGUUCCGACUCAGGACCGAGCUUCCGGGAUGGGAGUAGCCAAGAGGGUGCACAGCAAAAAGACUCAAUUUGCUCACAGAGCUCUAGCUCCGCCCCACCUCCGGCCUGUCUCCAACUCACCACCAGAUGACCCAGAACAUCAAGCUCCAUCAGACACACCUGCCUGGGUAGUGUUUUGGAUCUUCCCCGGGUGGACCAUUCCAUCUGAGGAAUUGGGGACGCCACCCAACCACAUGUAUGUUGAGCUUCCUCAACAACCUGUUAUCCUCAAACAGGCCCAGCCCCAGCAAGACAUUCCCAUGGUCAGCGCUGAACCCAUACCCCAAGACAAAGGAAAGCAGAGGGUGUAUCCAUGGCAGCCACCCAUUAAUACUGCUGGCCCUUCAGGAACAAGUGCCCCAUGA